Messenger RNA from Danaus plexippus (monarch butterfly), 659 nucleotides. Its product is annotated as PRKR-interacting protein 1 homolog. The record is from RefSeq and is a predicted model, not a curated record. Gene Ontology annotation, cellular component: nucleolus. Gene Ontology annotation, molecular function: protein kinase binding; protein kinase inhibitor activity; double-stranded RNA binding. Lineage: Eukaryota; Metazoa; Arthropoda; Insecta; Lepidoptera; Nymphalidae. The coding region runs from base 126 to 635 and encodes 169 amino acids. The transcript is spliced from 3 exons. Gene Ontology annotation, biological process: negative regulation of protein kinase activity.
ACUGUCACCAGCUAGUAAAAUUACUAUACCGCAAAAUAGAAGCUUAUUGUUGAUAAAUUGUCAAUAUUUGGUACUGUUCUAUAUUUACCUGCUGUAAUUCAUUUCAUAUAAUCAUUAGAAUAAAAAUGAGUAGUAAAACAAAAAAAUCUGAUGAGGAAGAAAAGAAGCCAGUUGUAAUAAAAAACGCAACUGAUAUACAGAGAUUAAAACUAGAAAAGCUUAUGAGAAACCCUGACAAACCUGUUGUUAUACCAGAUGGACCAAGGGAAAAAUCGUUAGCACCCCCUCCAGAUUUUGUUCGUAAUGUAAUGGGUUCUAGUGCUGGGGCAGGUUCUGGAGAAUUUCAUGUUUAUAGGCAUCUUAGAAGAAAAGAAUAUGCCAGACAAAAAUUUAUACAAGAGAAGAGUGAAAAGGAAAAACUUGAUGAGGAAUAUCAAAGAAAGUUAGAAGAAAAUAAAAAAAUUGCUGAUGAAAAAACUGCUAAGAAAAGGGCAAAAAGAUUAAAAAAGAAACUCAAAGCAAAAUUGAAAGAAAAGAAACCUAAAGUAGACAAUGGUCCAGAAAAUAAAGAAUCUUCACAUUCGGAGGAUAGCGAUAAGUCAGAUACAGAAAAUACCACCAAUGAAAACACUUGAUGGCAAAUAAAUUUUGUAAUAAAA